AUGGGACGUUUUCACUACCUACUGGGCGUACUGCUCUUGUUCGUCACAUCUUCUCUCUGGAUAGCGCUGAAACUGCGUGCAGACUCCCCGAGUCUGACUUUUGGCUACCGCGAAUGCCUCUGUUCAGACGAUGCCAAAGUGAACAACACUUCUGCGGAGAUCAAGACGAUAUUCUUACCUCAGCCAAGUGCCACAAACAGUCAGGUGAAGGGAACACCACUUCCUGAAAAGUCCAGCUACCUGCCUAUUACAAAUUCAUAUCGGCAUCACAAGCUCUCGACAUCCCAGCCAAACUAUGGCAGAAGACCGGCCCCAUGGGAAUCAGCCCAGAGCGAGAGGUCGAAGUACGCAGCUGGCUGGACAAGAAUCCGAGCCUUCGACUACGUCCGCGAACAAUAUGCCGACUACCCGCACAUUCUCGAUCUGUAUUUAUCGCUCCAAGUGCCUAUCCUGAAGGCAGACCUUCUCCGACAACUAAUCCUCUAUGCCGACGGUGGAAUCUGGAGCGACCUUGACGUGACAUGCCAUCAACCAGUCGACACAUGGAUUCCGGAGAAAUUCAAGAGUAAAGCCAAUGUCGUCGUCGGUUUGGAAUUCGACGGUUUCCAAUUCUCAAGUUGGACAGUCAUGAGCAAACCGAGGACAAGUCACAUUGUCGCCGUGAUAAAAUAUGUCAUCAAGGCUUUGGAGGUCUCUGCAACACAGAAUAAUGUCACCGUGGCCGACCUAUCGAUGGAAAUGAUCAGCGACGUCGUCGAUGUGACAGGACCGCAAGCCAUGACUCGUGCGCUCUUUCAAAACUUGGAGCUCGAAAUGGGGUUGCCCAUGGGCCGAGACAACAUUACAAACAUCACACAACCAACACUCUUUCAGGAUGUUCUAGUUCUUCCUGAUGCAGCCUUUGCCGCUGGACAAGGCGGCUGGCCAAAAAACAGAGGCCCUUACCUCGUAGAACAUCAUUAUGCUGGCUCUUGGAAGAACAAAGAUGGGGGUGAGCAGGCUGACGCCGACAACCAAGAGUGA
Penicillium canescens is the source of this 1023-nucleotide messenger RNA. RefSeq lists its product as uncharacterized. NCBI's taxonomy places the organism in Eukaryota, Fungi, Ascomycota, Eurotiomycetes, Eurotiales, Aspergillaceae. The transcript has 2 exons. Gene Ontology annotation, biological process: protein N-linked glycosylation. The coding region runs from base 1 to 1023 and encodes 340 amino acids. The record is from RefSeq and is a predicted model, not a curated record. Gene Ontology annotation, cellular component: mannan polymerase complex. Gene Ontology annotation, molecular function: alpha-1,6-mannosyltransferase activity.